GAAAAGCAAUCAUGUCGCUGGCUUGGUGUUUAUACGCAAUGUUUUGUUUGUUUUUGUAAUUUUCUACCAAAUUGAAUUUAAUAAUUAAAUUUACAGAUCAUAGAUAUGUUACACUGUGCAACAAAGUUGGUUAUGUAUUAACAAAAUGCCUUAUUAUUGUACGGUACCGCGGUGUACUUCGAUGGCCGGCAAAGCUAAAAAUGUUUCAUUCCAUCAAUUUCCAAGAGACGAAGAUCUAGCAAAGCUUUGGAAUAAAAUACUCAAACGUGGCAAGCCUUAUACAAAAUAUUCGAAAGUGUGUAGUUUACAUUUCACGCCAGAAGAUUACACUAUUACUAGCGGCCAAAAGAAUAAAGGACAGUGGAGAACACUCAGAAAAGAUGCUGUACCAUCAAGAAACUUGCCCACCGACUCACCCGUACCAUACCGAAGAAGGAACUCUUCCUGGACACCACCACCAACUAUGAUUGAUGCCAGGAUGCAGCAACAGAUGGCCCAAGCCAUAUACGUCCAAACCAUGCUGGCGAUGCAGGCGGCCAGCAUCUCCGCACUCAACACCGAACAACCAUCACCGACUGAAGAAACAGACGCUCAAAUGUCAUCUCCCAACCCUAUCUCCUCACCACAUGAACGAGACGAAAUCAGUGAUAUCGCACACAUAGAAAACGAAUCUAUAAAUCUCGAAUACACUAGCACAAAUAAAGAUUUAACACACACAGAUACAUUUAAAUGCGAACAAUGCUCAAAGUGCUUUAAAGAUCCCGACGUUUAUCUAUUGCAUAAAAGAAGUCACACGAGAAAUAAUACGGACAACGAAACUGGUAACACCGAAGAAAUGUUAAAAGCUAAUCCUAUUUUAGCGAAUCUCCUCAGGUCAAACGGUCCACAGACUUCGAUAAGGAACGACACGAACGGCGUCUUCGACGUGAAAAAUGUCAAAAGCAUAGAAAAUCAAAUAAUGUCAGCGCUGACAGCUAACAUGGAGAAUUAUUUGAGGAAUCUCUCAACCAUUAUGACGAAUGGCAACACCGACGACGUUGAAAAUGAACAGAAUUCUGAGAACGGAACCGAUUCAGAUUCAAAAGGAGAUUUAAUUUCUAACUGUGAUAAACAAGACUUGUACGACUCAAAUUUAAUUAUAGACGAAGAUUCCUAGACCAAGCACUGAGAAAUUAUAAUAAUAAUAUUUUUUUUUUAGUAUAUAAGACAUCACGACUGAGUUCUUUCGACUAUUUUGUAACCUAGAUUAAUAGAUGAUUAUUACCCACCUUUAGUUGUAGUGCUAAGAUGUAUAUUUUUCUAAUAAAGUAACGAGUGUGAAUAGACACAACUAUUUCCUACUUUAUAAACUUAGACUGAUUGGAGCUUAAAUCAUGUAUUCGGUGUAAAAUGUAAACAAUGUAACAAUUAUUUUAAUUUCUAUUGACCUUGGUAUCAGCAAAUUAACCACCUGGAGGUGACCAUCACACCACAAGAAAUGUUAACCAUAACAUUGCUAUGUGCCAUGAGAUAAAUAAGAUAUUAUGUAUGGGUCUGUAGUUUCACAGACUCACUCACCCUUCAAAACUGGAAAAUACUACCCCCACAAGCUGGCCCGAAUACUAUUUUUUAAUUACCUAAUAUU
Messenger RNA from Vanessa atalanta (red admiral), 1624 nucleotides. RefSeq lists its product as uncharacterized. The record is from RefSeq and is a predicted model, not a curated record. Lineage: Eukaryota; Metazoa; Arthropoda; Insecta; Lepidoptera; Nymphalidae. The coding region runs from base 146 to 1156 and encodes 336 amino acids. The transcript has 4 exons.